AUGUCCUACAGUAGCGAGACGCCGCACGUCUGGAGUUCUUCAGGCAGCGAAGUGUCCCCAUACGGACCCCUGUGGGACGCUCCACCUGCAUCGGUACCGUAUCCAGACAUCCUGGCCUUUCCACCCGCCGACCUUGUGUGGUCGGCAGCGGGAUGUGGCCGCGGGGCUCGGUCUACUCCCGGCGGCAAGAAGCCGCGGCGGCGAGUCGCCUCCGUCGCUCAGCGGCGCGCCGCAAACAUUCGUGAACGACGCAGAAUGUUUAACCUGAAUGAAGCUUUUGAUAAAUUGCGGCGAAAGGUACCGACGUUUGCGUAUGAGAAACGAUUGUCUCGUAUAGAGACACUGCGGUUGGCUAUCACCUAUAUAAGCUUUAUGUGUGAGCUGCUCCAUGGGUCCCCGCAACCACAUCACUCCCACUCCACACUACAUCCUCCGAGACACGUCUUUGACUCUGAUGUCACUUGGUGCGCAUAAUCUCCUCAUCGAGUAUUUUAACAUCGAUAGAAUCGAAAACCCAUUAACGUAUUAUCAGGACUAUCUUGGAGUGUAUAUUGGUUUGAUUUUGAUUUAAUUGAAAAACUUAAACUGAUCAAGAUGUUAGAUGGUGUUUGGUGAUUAGUUAACCGUGUGGUUGGCAGGUUUUGAAAAGUGAAAUCUAGUCAUUGAAUAAUUAAGGAUGCAGGAAUAGAAUAGAAAGGGUUCCAAUUACUCAUGUAAUUAUC
Molecule: messenger RNA, 722 nt
Organism: Zerene cesonia (dogface butterfly)
Lineage: Eukaryota; Metazoa; Arthropoda; Insecta; Lepidoptera; Pieridae
Product: protein Fer3-like
Exons: 4
Coding region: 1-474 (157 amino acids)
Biological process (GO): regulation of transcription by RNA polymerase II; developmental process
Molecular function (GO): protein dimerization activity; DNA-binding transcription factor activity, RNA polymerase II-specific; RNA polymerase II transcription regulatory region sequence-specific DNA binding
Source: RefSeq, a predicted model, not a curated record